Molecule: messenger RNA, 2357 nt
Organism: Sapajus apella (tufted capuchin)
Lineage: Eukaryota; Metazoa; Chordata; Mammalia; Primates; Cebidae
Gene: EEF1AKMT1
Product: EEF1A lysine methyltransferase 1
Exons: 5
Coding region: 1563-2207 (214 amino acids)
Biological process (GO): methylation
Molecular function (GO): protein-lysine N-methyltransferase activity; nucleic acid binding
Source: RefSeq, a predicted model, not a curated record
GUAUAAGGAAAAAAUACAAAUGAUUUUUGUAUGUUGAUCUUGUAUCCUCUAAGCUUGCUGAACUUGCUUAUUAAUUUAGCCAAUGAAUUUGUUUGGGUUUUCUAUAUACAUGAUUAUGUCAUCUGUAAGCCAUUAUAUUUUUUAAGGAUUAUUAUAUGUAGGUUUUCUAUGUGCAGCAGGUGAUUUAUAAAAGUAUGCACCUACCCAGACUGAGUGGUGCAAAGUUCACAGCUCUUGGGAUUUGGUAGAUGUUAAAAAUUGCUCUGUGGCCCCAGAGAAUGAAUUCCUCUGGACUUUGUAGCCCCGUGUUACUCUGAGACUCUUGAGACAAAAUUCACUUGCUUCUCAUUCUAUUUUAGAUCACUGUUGUGCAAAGAAAGUGUCCUAGCCCUGUGAUCCUCCAUCAUACCAUCAUCUGUAUUUGAAAGUGGGUGCUAGGGUCCUGGGUGGUCUCAUCACGGCCUCCCUCUCACAGCUCUUAUCUGUGCUUUUCUGGUAGAGCUGCACUCACAGGCCAGCUUUCCUUCUGCCUUGUUCCUUACAUAUCCUGCGUCUCUGCCUGGGUCCCCUGUCUUUACUGAUCACCUCCUAAUUAUACUUCAGCCUAGACCAGGUUGGCUUUCUUCUGUUAUGUUCUCCCUAUGUGUGUUGUAUAUGAUUUUUUUUCCCAUUCGGCUCACUUCUCAGCUGUAUUUUUUCAUUCCUUAGAUUAUUUAAGUACAGUUAGCCCCCCUAAUUUGUGGGUUCCACAUCCUUGGAUUCAACUGAGAAUCAAAAAUAUUCUAAAUAAAAGUACACCAAAACAAAACAAAACAAAAUCCAAAUUUUAAAAACAGUACAACAAUGUAUAUAGCACUUACCUGGUAUUAGGUAUUAUAAUUAACCUAGAGGUGAUUUAAAGUAUAUGGGUUGUUUAUAAGUUACAUGCAAAUAUGAUGCCAUUCUAUAUCAGAGACUCUGGAUUUAUGUCAGAGCAUCUGUGGAUUUUGGUUACCACGGGUUGCAAUAGUAGUGUCUGUUUACCUACUGCACGAAGCUCCAUGAAAGCGUGGGUCAUGCUUUUGCUCACUCCAUUGUUAGCCCCUAGCACAGAUGUUCAGCAAAUAUUUACUGUUAUAUAUAUAUUAUUUAAUUUUUGAACGAAGCCAGUUCAGAAGUAUUAGCUCAGUUCUUGGUUGUUUGUUUACUACAAAUAUAGUUCAGCUAGUAGUUCACCUGGUAUCCAUAAAUGCUUAAGGGUUUUGGCAAUGCUCAUCAUAAAUGACAAUAUCAUUUUGUAACAAGAAUGUUUGGCAGGUAUGUGUGGUAUGUUGGCUUCAGUAAUAUUUCUUUUUUUAGUUUGGUUACACUGCCUUUUAUUGGUAUUCUAUUUUUGUGGAUCUGAUUUGGUUUUGGUAAACUUUUUUUUUUUUUUUAACUUAAUCUCUUGGGGAAAGCUAACUGGAUUAUAGAGUAGUGAUGGGAUACAGAAGCUUUCACCUAAAUUGGAUUUCCAGUAAAGCCAACCUUACCAUUUGGAGGCAAGGCUUGGGAAAACAUUCAGGUUAUAAACAACUUGUGAAAUGAGUGAUUUGGAAGAUGAUGAGACACCACAGCUUUCUGCCCACGCCUUAGCAGCUCUCCAGGAAUUUUAUGCUGAGAAAAAGCAACAAAUUGACCCAGGCAAGGAUGAUAAAUAUAGCAUUGGAAUAAUAGAAGAGAAUUGGCAAUUGAGUCAGUUCUGGUAUAGUCAGGAAACUGCUCUGCGACUUGCACAGGAGGCAACUGUGGCUGUAGGAGAGGGUGGCAGAAUCGCAUGUGUGAGUGCCCCCAGUGUUUACCAGAAACUCAGAGAGAUGUGCAGAGAAGACUUUUCUGUAUACAUCUUUGAAUAUGACAAAAGAUUUGCCAUGUAUGGAGAGGAGUUUAUUUUCUAUGAUUACAAUAAUCCGUUGGACUUACCCGAAAGAAUUGCUGCACAUAGUUUUGACAUGGUAAUAGCAGAUCCUCCCUAUCUUUCGGAGGAAUGUCUCAGAAAAACAUCAGAAACCAUCAAGUACCUGACUCAGGGCAAGAUUCUGCUGUGCACAGGGGCCGUCAUGGAAGAACAGGCAGCAGAACUCCUUGGAGUGAAGAUGUGCACGUUUAUUCCAAAACACACCCGGAACUUGGCAAAUGAGUUUCGCUGUUAUGUGAAUUAUGAUUCUGGGCUGGACUGUCUGAUCUAAUUACAGAUGGUGACAUAACACAGGAGGGAAACCUCUCACAUUCCCCCUUUUUUAUUUUCCUAGUAGAUUGAAAAGUUAUAAUCUCUUCCCCUUCCCCCAAAACUGGAGCUGUCCCUGGCCUGAUUUCCAAAAUAAAGUACAUGACCUUCA